Molecule: messenger RNA, 13494 nt
Organism: Lagopus muta (rock ptarmigan)
Lineage: Eukaryota; Metazoa; Chordata; Aves; Galliformes; Phasianidae
Gene: SHOC2
Product: SHOC2 leucine rich repeat scaffold protein
Exons: 12
Coding region: 7419-9167 (582 amino acids)
Molecular function (GO): protein phosphatase 1 binding
Source: RefSeq, a predicted model, not a curated record
AGGCAAUGGCACAGGUUGCCCGGAGAGGCCGCAUGUCGCGUCCCUGCAGACAGCCGGGGUCAGGCUGGAUGGGGCUCUGAGCACUGAUGGAGCUGUAGAUGUCCUUGUUCAGGGCAGGCGGCUGGACCCGAUGGCCUUUAAAGCUCCCUUCCAAAUCCAGCUUCUUACAAUUCUGUGAUAAUUUCUGUGCUGGCCAUGUGCUUCCCUCUGCUGUCUGCUAUGGAACCUAAGGCAAUCUAUGGUCUACGGUAAGACCUGGGAUAAACCUUUAACUUCCAGUAAGCAGCAUCUCUCUGACAGUUAUUUAAAGCCUGUCUGCAUUGUUCCAGAACUAUUUCCUUUUUCCUCUAAGGCAACCUACAGUAGGAAACUGACGGUCCCUCAGGUAGCCAGCUUUCACUUCUCUUGAAGUCUUGCCUGCUCAUUGCAUUUGGGGCCAGCAGAGCAACCUGCAGAGGCUGAAAAUGGGUCCCCAACUUCCUGCCUUUUGUGGAGUCAGCCAAAGAUAACACUUUUGGUUUGGUUUCAGAUGGCCCAGAAGCGGGCCCGCUUCUGCUGUGAUUCAUACGUUCCACUUGCAGGUCAAAAGAUUGGCAUUGGUGAGACUGUAAAAUGGAUGUGCUUGCUUUGGACAUCCUUCUGUACCCUUUGAAGUGCACAGAAGUGUUCUCACUGAUUUCAGUGGGAAAAGCAGUCUCUGGUGUGCCAAUUGGUAUUUCCUACUGAUUGGAAGGGAAAGGACGAGGGCCUGGGGUCUGAUUUAUGAAGACUAUGAAUGUUUGCAGACCAGGGCGUUUUGCACAUCACAAUUUGCAGAUCAGUGACUUGGUAGUUUGUUUUAACUGAUCCAUCUAACAUCUUUACUCUGGUUAAAAAUGAAUGGAAAAGACAGCCUGUUAUGAAUGAAAAUUGUGUGCUGUGAAACCAACAGUUACUCCUGUGGUAAUAAAUUUGGUCUGCAGAGAAAGAGAAAAUGAACUGAAAGCAAAACGUUGAAAUCAAAUUGUGGGAUAGGUUUUUUGACGUUGUGGAUGACCGUGAGGAUCGGCAUCCGUAGCAACCAGAGCCCAUCUCAGUCCUGCAGGGAGUCACUUUGUAAACGCAGUUUUCCUGCCAACAAAGUUUGUUUGCUUGGUGAUAAGAAACAAUGGUCAACUCGAUGUGCUACUUAAGCAUUUUAGUGCUUGAGAAGAGGAAUCCAGAUUUGUGCUAAACCUAUUUUCUUAGUUAGUCAAAUGCCGGCUUGGCAGCCCAUCUGGAAAGCUGGUAGCACUGAGGCAGAGUGAUUAUGAGGAUUGUUUUCAGCAGUCUCUGGUAAGUCUGCUUUUAAGAAAGUUCUUUAAGUGCGUUAAGGAAAACGCAGUUCUUAUCUUUGGGAUUGGAAAGACUGCAUGAGAGAAAGGCACGGGCAUUGCUGGGUGCUCAGGGUCAUACUUUUCAAGGUGCCUGAAAAGCAGUGAUGGUUUUGGCUUUCAUCCACUAGAGUGAUAUUAGCUGCAAUUAACUGAUAUUCCAGUUAUAUAUGAAGGACUCCAUUUUUGUUCUGCUAAGGAAAGCAUAGUUAUAUUGGUUCAAGUUUGUUUAUUCCAUUUCCUACAUCUGGGAGUUGUUGUACUCUAAUACAUGCUCUUUUUCUUAUGGUAGCAAGACAUGUGCUUGCAGUGGGACAGCACGAUCGGUGUGUGACCUCGGGGGGCACCCAGGCCUGAAGUUGUGCCCUCACUGUGUGCUGUGCCUUGGGGUGAAGCCAGAUGGUGUCUGACACUGGGUGAGCAGACUUCCAGAGACAACGCACUCUAGGUUCCAUCCUUUUUUACUGGUGUUGCAAACAAGUUAUUCUUGUACUCUGCAGAAAGCCUCACAACCACAAAACCAGCAGUAAUUGUAUAAAUGAUAAGCUUGUCUUCCUCCUCCUCUACCCAGAUAUUCUGAGUGCGACGGACAGCAGAGAUGUGCAUUGCUGGAAUCCAGAGAGUUUCAUAAUGUGGCAGUCGCUUGCUGCGUAUGCCACUGCAUAAAUAAGACAACAUUUAUUUUAAGUACUGAGAAACAUUCUAAGUAGAAGAAAAAAGUGUUCAGGUGAAGCCAGUCCCAUUUGUUUACAAGUCUUGGUUUUUGUCUUCAUACAUAUUAAAUGCUUUUCAUUUGUAUUCUGAUUUUUUGAACCUUUCAAGUUCACGCUUUCCUUCUUUUUUUUCUUUCUUUUUUUUGUUUUCGUGCAACAAGAAAGUCUGGAUUGAGACCUUACUUUAAAAAGGAAAAUCUGGUUGAACGUCCUGUAUAACCAUGCAACCCCAGACAAAGGGUGUUUAAAAAAUACACUUUGAGAGAAUUGCUCAUCUUGAGAGCAGUUUUCAGCUCUGAGUUUAAGUAAGUUAAGUAAAUACUUCGUUGACAGUUUAAGAAGCUUUUAACAACACCUAUCUCUGUUUACUUUUCAGGGAGGUCUCUCUUCUACUCUUCUGAACAUUUAGAGCUUGUUUCACCUCUGUAUGUGCUGAUGAAGUCAGAAAUGUGGUGUACCAGCAUGACUAACGUGUGUUGAAUAAUGCAUACAGAUGCUUUCAGAAAUGCAUGCACAGAUUUCAUGCAGUUGUUCCCUUAAGCUGCUGAGCAGUAGGGGGGGUGCAGAUCCGUCCUCAGGGCAGCAGGAGGAGUGCUGUUCUCAAGCUGUACACAUCAAGACAAGGAGGAGACAUCCUUCCUCAGCUCAAAGAUUCUGUCUCUCCCUGCUAUGGAUGCAAGUAUGAGUGCGUGGCCAUAUGUUCCCCAGGGGGCACAGACAGCUUUCUGACCAGCUGCUCUCCCUGUUCUUUCCCUAGCAGUAACAUCCAGGGAAAGCAGAGGCCGACUGCUGUCCUGUGGCUGUGUAGGAGCCCCGUUCUGGGCUCGCAGGCUAGGUGCUCCAGAAUGGCAUUUCUAGGAGGUUGCUGCUCCACUUGUGUGGUUUCAAUCGCUUAAGUCUUUGGCCUUGUGCCUUGAAGUGCCAGCAGAGACAUGCUGUAAUUGCCCGUAAACGCACCUUCUGUCAUAUCAUUGUUUAAUUAUUCCAGCUUCUCACCGCCACGCACUGCUUAGUGUCUCUCCUGCUAUCUUUAUUUAAUUGAGUGGAAAAAGUCUGAGACUUGUGCUUCACUCACGUCGCUUUGUAUUUAUCCAGCAUCACUGGAUCCUGCUUUGAAGUGCCAGCUUUUGUAUGCAGAAGUCAGUCUUCUAUACAGAAAAAAUAAUGUCCAUGUCAAAAGCGUAUGUUAGAAAUAGAAUCAAUAUUUUAACAUAUGGUAAACUCUGGCCAUAAAGCUCUUAACACAGUCAAAUGAUUGUAUUAUUAUCCUUUGAAACUUGGCUCUGCCCCCGAGAAACAAGGAAGGGAAAGAAAACUCGAAUAACCAAGCCCUUGUCCUCACAGUGCAGGACUGUUCUCAGUCUGUCGCUUUGUCUGUGCCACUUCUUCCUUUUCUGUCUCCCAGCUCUGUUUUCUUCCACAUUGAAUGCAUUCAGCUCCAGGAGCCUUCUUUCCUCAGCCCAUCCCUAUGGAUCUGUUUUAGGGCAGUACCAGCUGUCAGUUCAGUCCCUAGAUUCACCCUGAAACAUCCCCAUGGGAGUUCCACCACCGUUUCAGACAGCUCUAAUGCUUCUAUACCAAGCCUUGCAACUAACCAAAUAUUAAUGUGUAGAAAAAAAUAAUCUGAGAUCUCUCCAAUGCUCCCCUUGUCUGUAUGGCCUGUAAAAGACUUGGCAGCUUGUUGGCUGCUUCUCUUUUCUCCCCUUCCCUGUGUCAGUGACAAAUGCACAUUGUUUUUCUGGUAUUCAGUUCAGCUUUCAGUCUCUGAGCCAGAAAAAUGCUUUGUGCAGCACCUAGCACACCAGAUCAGUAUCAGGAGCUGUGUGCUCCUACACCAACACGAAAUAUUAGGGUUGCUGGCACUCUGGCCUAGUUUGCCUCUCUCCUGGCAGGAGUUUGAUGACGUCCUCCUGGAAGAUCACUGUACAUCUGAACAGAUCUAGCUUUCAGGAUCCUAUUUUAUUUCUUCAUAAAUUGUCAACUGAGAUUUUCAUUUGCAGGUGUGCUCCUUAUAGUGUUCGGCUCCUUGACUGAGCCAGCAUCAUUUUUGGGGUUGUACUUUCCAGCUUCCCAUAACUGUAAGAUUAUUCAUUUCAUACUAUUUUCUGAUUUGUUUUAUUUUUCAUCCAUCUUUUUCCUGCUGGAAAGAGCAAUUUAUAUAAUGAUUUCACUGUGGAAUUAACUUCAAGCUUUACUGCUAUUUGUCACCGUUCAGGAAAUCCAUCCCUGGCUCCAGAAGAACACUCGGUCCCUGCCGACAGUCUGAAAGAGGGGGAGAAAAUAGAUAGCAGAGCUGCAGCUAUUAAGACCAACAGGCACAUAUUUUAUUCCAACUCAGUUUUCCAUUCCCAAAUGCCUUUUGAAGAAAAUCUUUUUUGUUUGAGAGAACAUGAAGGAAGGUUGUGGGUACUGGUGAGUUUUCUGGGGGGGAUGGAGGGUUGUUUUGGUGGUGAUGGUUUGUUGUCGAUGUUGUUUCAUAGGGACUGUCCUGUUUUUGCUCAGGCAGCAGGCUCACAACAGUGACAGGAUGUCAUCUAAGGAAAGCUGCUGCUGCUUCUGGCCUUGGUUGACCUGUUGGUGAUGGUGCUUGCCUGGGCAUGGGGCAACUGGCUUUUCACACAGCUCAGCAUGGACGUGUUGCCACUCCCAGUAACUUUUAGGACACAGUCGAGUUGUUUUUCCUGAGAUUACUGUACCUAUUAAUCUUAAGAAAAACAUGUAAUAAAACUGUUCAGCCUUCUUGGGGCCACCACUCCCAGAGACCUUUCCCCCUUUUGGCUUCUGCAUUAGCUUCUUUCCUUUGGCUUUGCAGCUUUAUCAACUAGAAAUGAUAAACUACAGAAUUGGUUGGCUUCAGGCUCUCUUUUUCGCAGGAUAGGCUAUGCUUGUGCCUAUUGAGGAAUGGAAGAUCAUAAAGGACAAGGGGAGAUGGAAGGCUGCUCCCUCCUGUACACAGUGCAGGGGCAGGAUACAGCCUUUUAUGAAGUUCAGCAAAGAAAAACUUGGGCUGCACACCGUGCCAUACCAGUCAGCCUGGUACUAAUGUUCCUGGACCUUUGAAGGCAAGAAACGACAUGCAGUGUGAAUGAAAUCUAAGCCUUGCUGCACCACAGCACUGGUGCCAGCCAACUUUGGAAGUCUGAUGUGAGAGUCAGGUGGAGCAGGUAGCGUGGCAGGAGAUGCCAUGUAUCACCUGCAGGCGUGUAGAUCUGCAGUGCUGCUACAGCAUCCAAGUCCAACCGCAAUGUGUGGCAUGCAAGAAGCUGGUGAACCCAUGGCCACAUUUGACUUGAAUGCACUUUCCUUGGGAGGAAGUGGCUUUUCCCUUGAAAAGCUCAAUUCCCCAGGGUCCCUGGGGAGGUCAGGGGAAAAGUGAUUUCAUCAGAAUAUGUUCCAGAAUGCCUUGACAAACUCUUAUCAUCUUGACUAUGGAGUCAAACUUAGGCAAACUUAACCUCUGUAGUUUUAAAGCCACUUUUGUGAGUACCAAACUCCUCCUCCUCCUUGCUUUGAGAGUUAUGCUGUCCCUGGUAGGCACUUUGCUUACUAUGGUUGAGGUGCUGCAGACCCAAGCUGAGAGAAGCUUGUCUACCAGUGCACAGCGUGUCCUUUUGCAUCCUGCUCCAUCCUUUUGGCUUAUCCUGGAAUAGGUUAGCAGGUACCAGAGAAAUGAAAUGAGUCAGGAAAUGUUGGUUUCUUUCUGGAUAGCCUGACUGGGCUGGAAUAAUCAGCAUCUGUUUCAGUUUAAAUGAGUUUUCAUUCCAGCCUUAUUCCCUUUUCAAAGUACAGAAAACCGAAGCCUUUAAUUUGCCCUGUCUUUUACUGUAGAGAAAAUUAGAAGUUUCUGCCAGCUGAUACUAUCCCACCUAGAAAAUCUAUGCUAAAAAAAAAUACAAUGUAUUGUCUAUUAUGAAUGAAAAAGCUCUUGCUGGUUUCUCUCAUUUGUAGUGUUAACUUUGAAAGAUAAAUUGUUUGAACUGAUUGGCUCUCCGAUUGUGUAACUGAAGAUCAGCUUGCUUGGUAGCCUGAUGGAUCUGCAGUUUCCCCUUGCACCAAAUAAGCUGCAGAACUGCCAGCCCUGGGGCAGUUAGGACACAGCACAUACUUGAAAAAAAUUGUCACUUUUACCAGUAAAUCAGAGAAAAUAAUCUCAUGCAUGACAUCCUGGAUGCCUCAGGAUUGAUCCAUUUGGAACACCUCCUGUAGGGCCUAGAAUGUGUGUCUGAAACUCACAAACAUACGUAACUGCUAAGGAGUUUAAAGUUGAAGCUGGCAGGCCCAGAACUGUUUUUAUGUGGAAGUUUUGCAACCCUAAACCAUGAAGCUUGGUUUUGAGGACACAGGCAUGUGGAACAAACUCCAUCCUUUUUUUCCUAUGUGUUUGCUUUGUAGAACCAACAGCAAGAAAAAGUAGAAAGAAUUCCUUGUCUCUCAAUUGAGCAGACCUGACUGAGCACAGAGAAGGAACAGGGUAAAAAUAGUAACAUCUUGCUGCACUGUAGUCCCUCAGCAGAGAACCACAUUUUCAGGUUCCCCUUCUUUGUCUCUUUUGUAUUGCAACAGAAGCUUUGGCUCUGGUGGGCAGUCUUUCUCUUCAGUGUGGUGGAUCUUGUUGUUGACCAUUCUGUCCCAGUGCUGGUUCCUAGGAAUUGCCAGUGGUUCUGGAUGUGUAUGUGCAUUCCCCCAGGUACGUUUUCUGUGCCUCAUAUUCUCCCUCUCUCCCCAUUUAGGCUGUGCCAGCUCUUCCAGCCUCCCCACUUUCUGCAUACCUGUGACCAUGGCUGUACAGCCAGGAUUACAUCUAAGGUGAAGACAGAAAAGCCAUGAUGAAGGCUUAUGCUAUUUUCAUGAUGGAUAUGAUGCUCACAAAAAUGAAAAGGUCUGUGUCAGUGAAGAUUUGGGAAGAAAUGGUGCUGCUAGGGGCUGAAAUUGAGCCGGAGCUCAGCUACCCGACAUCCAGUGGAUUUUCAGUUUUAUGUUUCACCUGUUUUCGGCCCUGUGCCCCAUGAUACAGAAGAGCCAAUCCUGCUUCUAACACUGCCCAGCAUUUAUUAAUAAAAGAGCGUGCAAGCAUAUUGAACUGAGAAGCGAGCCGAGGGGAGCGGGCAGACCGCAGAAGUACUAAUACGGAGCGCUUGACCUUCUAAUCUCUAACAGCUGAAUCUCCUGAGACCAGGAUUAGGAAAAGAGUGCCUUCGGAACCAAUAUGUAGCAAAUGGGUAUCGCGCCGCUGAAGCUCCUCCCUUGGUUCAACACUUGCAUGUUUUAAGGAUCCUUGUAGCCACAACAGUGAAUUGCUCUUGUUAACUUCAGAAGUGGAUUUCAUGUGGUGCUUGCUAAGUGUUGAAUCACCAUGAGUAGUAAUCUAGGAAAAGAAAAGGACUGUAAAGAGAAAGAUCCAAAAGUCCCGUCGUCAAAAGAAAGGGAGAAGGAGGCCAAAGCCUCUGGAGGAUUUGGGAAAGAAAGCAAAGAGAAGGAGCCCAAGACCAAAGGGAAAGAUGCCAAAGAUGGAAAGAAAGACUCCAGUAGCACGCAGCCUGGGGUAGCUUUUUCAGUGGACAAUACGAUAAAAAGACCUAAUCCAGCCACAGGUACCCGCAAAAAAUCCAGCAAUGCUGAAGUGAUCAAAGAGCUAAAUAAAUGCCGGGAAGAGAAUUCAAUGCGCUUGGACUUGUCCAAGAGGUCUAUACACAUGCUUCCAUCAGCUGUCAAAGAGUUAACGCAGUUAACAGAACUUUAUUUAUACAGUAACAAACUGCAGUCUCUGCCAGCAGAGGUGGGCUGUCUUGUGAACCUGAUGACACUGGCCCUGAGUGAGAAUUCACUCACCAGUUUGCCUGACUCUCUUGAUAACUUGAAGAAACUGCGCAUGCUUGACCUGCGGCAUAACAAACUGAGAGAGAUUCCUUCGGUGGUGUACAGACUGACUUCUCUCGCCACUCUUUACCUACGCUUUAAUCGUAUAACUACUGUGGAAAAGGAUAUCAAAAACUUGUCAAAGCUCACCAUGCUUAGCAUACGAGAGAACAAAAUCAAGCAACUACCUGCUGAAAUUGGUGAGCUGUGUAACCUCAUAACGCUGGAUGUAGCGCACAAUCAGCUUGAACAUCUUCCAGAAGAGAUUGGAAGUUGCACGCAGAUCACCAACCUUGACUUGCAGCACAAUGAGCUCUUGGACCUGCCAGAAACCAUAGGAAAUCUAUCCAGUUUAAGUCGUCUUGGCCUGAGGUACAAUAGGCUGUCAGCAAUUCCGAAGUCUUUAGCAAAAUGCAGUGAACUUGAUGAACUGAACCUGGAGAACAACAAUAUUUCUACUUUACCAGAGGGUCUUUUAUCCAGCCUUGUCAAGCUGACUAGUUUAACGCUGGCCAGGAACUGCUUCCAGUCCUAUCCUGUGGGUGGCCCGUCCCAGUUCUCCACAAUCUACUCUCUCAACAUGGAGCACAACCGCAUCAAUAAAAUCCCCUUUGGAAUUUUCUCUAGAGCUAAAGUAUUAAGUAAGCUGAACAUGAAGGACAAUCAGCUGACCUCUCUCCCCUUGGACUUUGGGACUUGGACUAGUAUGGUAGAACUGAACCUAGCUACUAACCAACUCACAAAGAUCCCUGAGGAUGUGUCUGGGCUUGUUUCUCUUGAGGUUCUUAUAUUGUCAAAUAAUCUCCUAAAAAAACUUCCCCAUGGAAUUGGAAAUCUCCGGAAACUCCGAGAGCUAGACCUAGAGGAAAACAAACUGGAAUCCUUGCCAAAUGAAAUAGCUUACCUCAAGGAUCUGCAGAAAUUGGUUCUGACUAAUAAUCAGUUGACCACCCUUCCCAGAGGUAUCGGUCACCUUACCAAUCUGACUCACCUUGGGCUUGGAGAGAAUCUUCUCACACACCUUCCUGAGGAAAUUGGUACACUGGAGAAUCUGGAAGAACUGUAUUUGAAUGACAACCCCAACCUGCACAGCCUUCCCUUUGAGCUGGCUCUUUGCAGCAAACUGUCAAUAAUGAGUAUUGAGAACUGCCCACUCAGCCACCUUCCGCCUCAGAUUGUUGCAGGAGGACCCUCUUUCAUCAUUCAGUUCCUAAAGAUGCAGGGACCAUACCGUGCCAUGGUCUGAUGCUGAUCAGAUUGUCCAAUACACUGUACAAAAAUACAAACUGCAUUAAUGUUUUAAUUGUCUGCGUAUGUAUAUAUAAUAUAAUAUAUGUGGUUUAUAUUAUAUUAUAUAUAUAUAUAAAUAUAUAAAUAAUAUAAAAUGGCAAAUUUAAGACUGCAUUAUGUGUUUCUGCUAAUAGAGGAAUCAUAGCCAUUUAGAUUUUUUUUUUUUUUUAUCUGUAAAAAUGCUUGUUUAAGUUUUCUUUGCUGAAUUUGAUGGAAGUUGAGUAACCUGGACAUGCCAGUUCAUUUAAAGCAAUUGCCAAUGAACUCAAAUUUAAGGGACAAAGAUAGUUUUGCUUAGAUUUACUUUCAGUUAAGAGAAACAUAUAACCUUUAUAUAAUGAACUUUUCUGUUUAAUCCCUCUUUUUUUUUUUUUUUUUUUGUGUGUGUGUCAAAACCUGUAAGGGUCAUGUGUCCUGAGGUUGGGAUUUUCUUUUAACUUAUUUUGAGAUUUGAAGCAAAUGGUGUUUUUAUAUUGUUUACAGUCAGAGUAAAUCACUGGAUUUUGUUUUAUUUUGAUUUGCUCUGUUUUAAUCAAUCAUAUCUAGAAUUUAUAUGCCUCUGCUGAUGAAUUUUUAUCAACCGGUUUGUAUACUAAAGACAUACACUCAUCAGAACAACUGGCAGGUGAAAAGGAUGCAGUCAAAAUGAAAGAAAAGGAAAAAGAAAAAAAAAAAAAGGAAAAAAACAAGCUUGAAUUCUUUUAAGUCUUGCUUCCCUGAAUUAUCAGUUGCAGGCAUAACAUAUCUGAACUGAGCCUUUUGCAAUUGGUCUUUUCUAGCACAAGUAAACCUUUUCAGAUUGGUGAAAACACGGAGUGAGAAGCGGUUUUCUUUUUUGUGAAGUAACGACUCCACGAGGUCUAACAGUACAGUUAAGUGGCAAGGAAAUAAUAUAUAUGUACAUUUUUAUUACAGUGUUGAGUCAUAAACUACAACAGGCAAUUUUAAGGAUUCCUUAUAGUCCUUGUACAAUAAAUGAAUGUGUCUUACUUUUGAACACUGCAAUAUAUGUAAGUUUUAAAGUUGGUAACAAUGUACUACGGUUUUAUAUCUUGACUUGCCUUGUACCUCCUUCCAUUAUGGAACUUCUGUGUCCAAGCACAAUAUCUUCACACUGUGCUGUUUUGCUGCUGAACUAAAUGCACUUUUCCCCACAGCUGGGGCACUUGCUUCAAAAUAUUCAGUUCAGUACCUUGAUUAUUCUUUUUUUUUUUUUUUUUUAACUUCAUCCUAUCUGUUUCAGUAUUAAACCGAUCUGUUAAAAAAGAGGCACCUUUUUCAUUUGUGCAUCGCUGUCGAUAGCUCGAGAGAAACACUGUAAGUAGUAGACAUUCAGUUUUACUGCAACUUCCUUGGUUGCUCACAAGGCAGAAGAUGCUUCAGGGAAAUGGAUGCUGUUGCUGCACUUGCAGGGCCAGUUGCCCUUUUCCAGGAGGGCAGGAGCUUGAGGCGGUUGCAUUCCACGUUUACUAAAGAGCUGUCCAGUUCAUACCUGCUGGAGUUGCUGCUGGGGUAGUGUGGUUUAGAGGACUUUAUCUUUUGAACAAAAUCAAAUCAGCUGAUGCUACGAGAAAUUUAUUUCAUGCACAGAAAGCUUGGGGGAAUGUUAUUUCUGGCUUUCAGGCAUGCUUACUUACAUGUAUUGCCUUGAUCUAGUUUUGCUUUUUUUUUUUUUCUUUUUUUUCUCCCAUCAUUGCAUUCUGCUUUGUCUUAUGUCUUUUCAUUAACAAGGAGUAAGUUUUAAAUGGAAGGCAGGUGGAGAUAUAAAACCUUAGAGGGCUUAAAUGUGCUGUAAAACUAUUGUAGAUGUCACUGGAUUUUACUAAGUAAUAUUCUUUUCUUUCUCACACAAUAACUCUGCCCCCACCUCUUCCCCCCUCCCCGCCUUGUUUCUUUUUUACAUCUACUGUAGCUUUUCAGUUUAGAAUUUAGUUUAUAAAAGGCUAUUUUCUUACAGUUCUGCCUGAAGUUAAUCGUUCUCAGCAUUAAGGUGUUAAAAUAUGAAGAUGCUGUGAUGCAUAAUUUCAAGACUGUAAUCUAACUUUGGAAUAGACUGCUAAACCCACAUUUGUGCCCUCAGGUCACUGGGGGAAAACGGAUUGAUUAGUACGGUUCUUUGAAACAAAAGUGGCGACCCCUUGUGUUUUCAGGCGUCUUGGUCUCAUUCCUUGUCUGCUCCUCAAUCUCAUUUUUACAAGAGCUGACAGGAUUAAAUUUGCUUAGUUUGUAAAUACGUCAGUUAUUCACCUUGUUAAGGUACAUGGUUCAUGGCUGUAUGAUUGCAGCUCACCCUCUCUCAGAUAAAUUCUUGUGGAUGGGUUGGCUACUGAAAUUUUGCUCGUUACACUUGCUUAAAAACAAAGUAUUCUUUUCAUUACACUUUUAGGGAUAAAUAAAGCUAUGUUUUAAUUCAUUGCUAUAUUAAAAGCAGGAUAUUUUUUCAAACUCUUUGUAUUAGUAUGGUUGUUGCAACACCAGAUCAUCCCGAGCCCUGUUUUAGAAGUUUAAUUUUAUGCAUUCUGAAGGGAAAAUUUGAAAGUUUCUUUAAAAUUAUCCCAAAGUUUAGAUAUUAAGCAUAUGGAAUGGAUUGGGAAUAGGCACGUAUAAAUCUCCGUAUGUGCACACGUGGAUUUAUAUCCAGAUCUAUUGAUAGAGCCAUGCAGAUCCAGCUGUUUUGAUCAUAACAGACUUCUACAUUUGUCAGGAUGCUGGCUUGUUAAUGGGUGUGGGUUCUAAAUGGCAUUUAAUGCCUGAUGACGUUGGGCACAUGCUGGUUUAUUUCUACGUGCUUCAAUAUUUUGUUGGGCCUAAUCAAUUAAAAUAUGAACGGAAGUAACUUCAUCCUGGCAAGUGUAUGUAUGCAUACAUACGUGCUUUAUGUAUCUAUGUUUGUGUGAAAGCAUUGACAGAGUGGUGAAAUGAACUCUUUAGGGCUUCUUCCAAAGCAGGAUGCAGAAACAGGUCAUUCCCAAAUACUCAUAUUUUUGUCUGCCUUGUCCUACUGUUAUCUCCCAAAUAAUUUACAGGGGUAAAACGUGACAAUCUUUACUUUGGGUGAAAAUAAUGACCUUUGUAUCUAUUUUGAAUGUCUCCCUGCAAUGUACAUAAAAAUAUGUGCAUAUACAUAUGCUCUAUAAAGACACUGUCCUGAAUCAUGCCUUGACAUAGCAGAAGCUGAAUUACUGUACUACAGACUACACAGUGUUACGGAAAUUUGGUCAGGCAUAAAACAGAUUAGGGAUUUCUUAAAUAAGAAAGAGAAGGUUUUAUUGCCAUUAUGACUCAUUUUGGUUGCGUUGCAUUUAAAUUUGCUACAUAGAAAGCUGUUACUCCCUGCAAAAAUGUUUUAAGUUUAGAUAGUAUAAAACCAUUACAGUUCUGUCUCUUCUUGUCCCGUAUUCAACUUCCUAAACAGAUCUUCUAGCCUAAACGCAGCAGAAGGGCUGCGUGUACAGCUGGGCCACAGAGCUAUCUGAUUGGCACUUUGUAGUUUGUCAGAUGCUAUUGGAGGCUUCUAAAUUCAUACGCCCCUUUUUGGAAAGAGAUUUAUGCUGUAAAAUAUUUGCUUCAGUGCCUCUUUUUGGUUUAGGUUUUCCCUGCAGUUUGUCCAUCUUUUGCUAAUGUUGUGUGAGAAAGUGCAUGUUCAGACUUCUUGAAGGUCGUGUUUGUACAUGAUUUAGUAAAGUAGUACUCAAACUGUCUGGCUGGUUAGCACUUAAACCCGUUGUAUCACGUGAAAUUCAAGUAUCAUCUCUGAUCCUGGGAGUUGGAAAAAUAGCUUUUAUUUAAAAGUCACAGAGCUUUAUCAGAGCGUUUUUUGUUUGUUUUGUUUUGAAUUUAAAUUUCUGAAUCAGUACAGGCUUAGCUGGAGAGUCUUCAUAUCUGGAUUCAACUAAGAACUUUCGUAUGGUCAAACCACACCUCAGUUGUAUCCGAUUGGCAUGCUGGGAAUAGCUUCUAAUUAGAUGUGCAGUUGGCAGUAAUUUGCACAACACAAACUUCAAGGCACGGUGAGGACAAUUACAAACAACCGAUAGUAUCUACAAGUGGUUUUUGUUCUUAUGCUGGCGAAGGUCAGAAAACGAUGUUUAAUAUUCUGAUGUUUAGGUCUUAACCAGGACUGCACAGGACUUUUACUGUGGAAAAAUACCAGACCACGCUAACUUUGUGGUUAAAAAGCUAAACAAGAGUGUAAACAGUCUACAAAAAUGUACUUUUAAUCUGAAUUAUUGUAAUGUUGAUUGUUAUGUCUAUAUAAAAGAUUGCCUUGCUUUUUUAUAAGA